UCAAACACAGCAGCCAACGCACAUGAGCUGCUGUAGUGUUAACAUAAUGUCUUUCUCAUUGUUGGCUGCUUGUGAUUUAAGUAAUCCAUGCAAUGUACUUUUACACAGUUUUUUAGGCUGGCACGUGGGCUGUAAAUUAUGAGUCAUUAUAAUAAAAACGAUAUCACCACAGCACAGCGUGGCUACAAACGCUACCUGGCUGACCAAAUGGCUGUUCCAGGAAGAACACUUAGACGAUGGAAAAGGAUAAGGAACAAGGAACAAUCAAGUCAAGCAGAAACAACGGGUUCUUUAACACAUGACGAGAUUCGUACUGUAAGCAACAUUGAAGAUGAUGACAGUCUAGAAACUGAUGAAGACGUUGAUGUACCAGAAUCCAGUAAUCUAUCAGAAGAACGGGAACCUGAAAUAACCCCAAAUGAACAGGAGAAUGCAGAUCUUGAGUCAAUUACCACGGAACAGGACAUUGAGAAUCCUGGCAGUGAACCUUUUCAUUCUCUUGAUGAAUCUACACAAGAAAAGUACCUGCAAGAGGAUGACAAAGUGUAUUCGUCUCAACAACAGAAUGGCCUGCUGCUCAUGGCAUUGAAAAUGAAGCACAAGCUUACCAAGGAAGCAGUCUCUGACAUGCUGGACAUUAUUAAUCUAUUGGCUGGUAAAGGCACUGUACCACAAUCUUGGUACCACUUAGAAAAACCGUUUGAAGGUUUAAAAUAUUUUGUAGAAAUACAUUAUGUUUGCAAUUUCUGUGAAUCUUACUUAGGUAAAGAAACGCACUUACUGUGAGAAAGAAUGGAUAGAGCAAAGGAGUCUGAAAGAAGGAAACUUUUUCUUUCAUUUGCCUUUACAUGCACAGAUCAAAGCAUUUUUAGAGGACCCUGAAUUGUCACAAAAGGUAGUAAGAAAUAGACAUGGCUUCCAGUCACAGACAUUCUGUGACAUAACAUUCUUUAUGCCAGCUGGUACACAGAUAGUGACCAGGCAUCCUGCAUUCCUUUUGC
Messenger RNA from Acipenser ruthenus (sterlet), 1001 nucleotides. RefSeq lists its product as uncharacterized. The record is from RefSeq and is a predicted model, not a curated record. The transcript is spliced from 5 exons. NCBI's taxonomy places the organism in Eukaryota, Metazoa, Chordata, Actinopteri, Acipenseriformes, Acipenseridae. The coding region runs from base 139 to 786 and encodes 215 amino acids.